CGACGGGGACCAUAGCCCCUUGGCCAUAACGUGGCUUCGCCACUGCGUGCAAGAGGAGGUGGCGGCAGUACAAGAGAGAAGCAGCGAAUGACGCGGCAGCGAUCAGUGACAGAUGGAGGUGGGGUUGCAUGGGGCCGCUGACCCCAUCAUCAGCGCCUGCGAAUAUCAUAAAUCUCUACUAAUUUCGGACUUCCUACCCGCCACCUACCUUGUGUAUGUCACUUUUCAUCUCAAAAUUAUAUCGGACUUGAACCAAUUGUGCUGAAGUGGCAAAAGAACCAACCCAAUAAUUGAGCUAAAGUUGUGCAUGAACCCGACUUCUCCAUUGCAAAACCGAGCCACUAAAGAUUUGCACAGAUAUUUUCGCCGCCGUUGAGCUCCCCGCGAUGAAGCAGAUGACGUGGCCGUGCAAUUCCGACGGCCACCACCACUUCGCAUCGCUUCCCUUUUUCAGGAAGCCCCAGGAAUCCCCAAUUCUGGCCAAACCCUCCAAAUCGCACCUCUCCUUCUUCAAUUCGGCCCCGAAAUCGGCGCCAAAUCCGCCGCAGGGGUCGGAUUUCUCGGCGCUCCCGUACGAUGUGCUGGCGAGGAUCGCGGCGUCGUUCGCGCUGCCGAGCCUGAAGACGGCGUCGCUGGUGUGCAGGGCGUGGAGGGACGCGCUGAAGCCGUUGCGCGAGGCGAUGGUUUUCCUCAAGUGGGGGAAGCGGUUCAAGCACGGGAGGGGAGGGGUGAAGGCCAAUUCGAGGAAGGCGCUCGAUUCCUUCCUCAAAGGGGCCGCGCGUGGGUCCACGCUCGCCAUGGUGGAUGCCGGAUUGAUCUAUUGGGAGAUGGGGAAGAAGGAGGAAGGGAUUGCUUGGUAUCGCUUGGCGGCGGAGCUCGGUGAUCCUACUGGGCAGUGUAAUUUGGCCAUUUUUUAUUUUCAAGCUUAUCCUUCAAAGACCAUGGAGGCAAUUGGAUGGUUAUACCAGGCUUCCUCUGCUGGCCAUGUCCGUGCCCAAUACCAACUUGCACUUUGUUUGCACCAAGGUCGAGGGGUGAAACGGAGCCUUUCAGAAGCGGCUCGUUGGUACCUAAGAGCAGCGGAAGGGGGAUACGUGCGUGCAAUGUACAAUACAUCUCUUUGCUACUUGAUGGGUGAAGGUGGGGAGAGAGCUGCUGGUCAUGUAAAGAAUGUGAUUCUCCAGCAACUUUCUGCAUCCUCUCGUGAUAGGGCGAUGCUCCUUGCAGAUACCUGGCGUGAUCUACCUGCCCAUUCCUCUUGAUGUCCUUGCUCGUUACAGUGCAGCAACAUAGCCUAUGGUUUCCUCAUCUCGGGUCGGUAUAUAUCUUGCCCUUAGUAUAACUGCAGAUCUAUGUAUGAUUAUAUGUAUCCGAUCAGCGAUAACUUGUAAGUUUGUAACUAUUUGUGAUGAUAUGCUGAUUGUUAGUAGUAUCUUUUAAAUUCGAAUCA
Molecule: messenger RNA, 1450 nt
Organism: Salvia splendens (bonfire salvia)
Lineage: Eukaryota; Viridiplantae; Streptophyta; Magnoliopsida; Lamiales; Lamiaceae
Product: F-box protein At1g70590
Exons: 3
Coding region: 387-1262 (291 amino acids)
Molecular function (GO): protein binding
Source: RefSeq, a predicted model, not a curated record